AUAUCCCAUUAACCGAAAAUGUCGUCCAGACAAUGGUUAGAAAUAACUCUGCUGGAUUCGACCUGACCAAGAUGGUUGUGGAUAGGCAACAACCGGGCUUUAUCGUAUCUGAGAUCGCGCUGAUGAUAGCUGCUUCGGGACGGGAAGAAUUAAUUGAAAUGUUGCAACUCUGGAUGGACAAUGGUGGAUCUGACAUUCCGAUCAAAGAGGCUCUAGUCUUAGAGGCAGCCCGAAACUACUACCACGGUCCACUUAUCAUUGACUAUCUGUUCGAACUCCAUCGCCAUUCCCUCCCUAUGACAGAGAAUGUACUUGUCGCUCUAGCGGAAAAUCCCAGUCCCGAUACUAGCCACAUGCUUGCAGAGACUUUGGAAAGAUUCCCAGAAGCGGUAUUGUUAUCUGUCGUUAUGCAAGUAACAAGCCAAAAUAUCAGCACACUCUGGUUGCUUCUUGAGCGGGCCACUGACCUAGUUCCAAUUCGUCAAGUGCUUGAAAAAAUAGGAGCCAAAAGAGGGGAGCCAAGACAAGAGGAAGCACGGAAGACUUUGACAAUUUUUCUCGAUUAAAAAUUCAUCGAUGCAGAUGAGUCGGUGCUUGAAGCUCGCUCUCAAUCAUUACGCUUUAGGUUUUGUUAUCAACCAGAGACCAGAUCCUCAUAAUUCUGAGUGGGGGGAAAUUACGGAUUUAGGUUGCUCGGCAGCUGGGCACCAAGCUUACUCUCCUAGAAAUCAUAGAGUAUUCUUAUUCUAUCUUGAAGCUCACCAAGGUUGUGUUGAAAAUUUCAAGAGGUCUUGAUUGCGUUGGGUCUUGUUUUUAUUAAAGACAUUUGAAAGUUCUACAAAUCACAGAUAGACAAUCUUGAGUGGUCAAUACAAGGAUAUCGG
Messenger RNA from Aspergillus wentii DTO 134E9, 884 nucleotides. RefSeq lists its product as uncharacterized. The record is from RefSeq and is a predicted model, not a curated record. NCBI's taxonomy places the organism in Eukaryota, Fungi, Ascomycota, Eurotiomycetes, Eurotiales, Aspergillaceae. The transcript has a single exon. Bases 33 to 566 code for a protein of 177 amino acids.